UAGAUAGCUAACGAGCUAAACUUGAGGAGGAGAAGCGAAACUGCAAAACCUUCAUAUUUUCCGUGCAUACUAUUUCGUGACAGCUAGCUAACCAUUAAGACUGAUCCUCAACAACUAAACAAACUUAGGAGCAAUUACCGAAUGUUAAAUCUGGCUAUAAAUACCUCUCCCUCCAUUCUCCUUCUUUUACAUCUGUAAGUUUGAAACACAUAUAAUGGCUUGUCAUCAAUGUCCCAAUGCCAAUAUCUGGUGCUUUGUUUUGGGCCUUUUCAUCGCCAUUGCCAGCUUCGUUCCAAACCCGAGUUUCGCUAAGAAAACCAAAGUUGAUGGCUUGAAAUUGAACGUGAUCGAUGGUUGCUGGAGAUGGAACUCGGAUUGGAGAAGGAACCGCCAGGAACUUGCGUUAUGCUCGGUGGGAUUUUCUGGGAAGAUGAGCAACAACAUAGGAAGAGAUAUCGUAUACUAUCAAGUCACGGACCCAAGUGACAAUGCGUUAGACCCCGAACCCGGAACUUUGAGAUAUGGGGCUGCCAUCAUCAGAGGGAAAAAGUGGAUCACCUUCCAGAGGGACAUGCGCAUUAGGCUUGAGAAACCACUUCUUUGCAUGCUUGGUGGUCUCUAAGGUACGUAAUAUAAUAUAUAUGCGUCCAAGUGUUCAUACAUCCAUCAGGCAAGCAAUGUAAUCAUCCAUGGCCUUCGAAUCCACCACUGCCGUUCCCAAGCACCAAGCUUAGUUAUGGGUCCAGAUGGAAAGAAAAUGUCACUGGGCCAGGUUGAUGGAGAUGCAAUCAGGUUGGUUACUGCAUCAAAGGUUUGGAUAGACCACAAUACACUGUAUGAGUGCGAGGAUGGUCUUCUCGAUAUUACUCGUGGAUCUACCGACAUCACCGUCUCCAACAAUUGGUUCAGAGACCAAGACAAGGUCAUGCUUCUGGGCCACGAUGAUGGCUAUUUUCGGGAUAAUAACAUGAGGGUGACCGUAGUGUACAACCAUUUUGGACCUAACUGCAACCAAAGAAUGCCAAAGGUACUAUUAUGUAUGUAUGCAUGCAGGAUUCGUUACGGAUAUGCACAUGUCGUGAACAAUCUCUACGGAGAAUGGUCGCAGUAUGCCAUUGGGGGAAGCAUGAACCCUAGCGUUAAGAGUGAAGCCAACCUCUUCAUUGCACCAAAAUCGAGAAACAAUAAAGAGAUCACUUGGAGGAAGGACAGCAUUGGAAACAAAGAAUCCUGGAAGUUUUACUCGGUAGGAGAUAUCUUUGAAAAUGGGGCUUCUUUCGUCGAAACAGGUGCCGGCAGAGCAAAGCCAAACUAUAACGGAGAACAAACUUUCCCAGUUGUUAAUGCCAAAUCUGUCCGCUCAUUGACAAGGUCAUCUGGUGCUUUAAAAUGCAUCAAAAGAUCCAGAUGCUAAUUAGGCCUUACGCCCAUCAUGCGAUGUGGAGAUAUGAUAUAUAUAUAAUCAUGCCUGCACCUCAACAGAAAUAAUUAGGCUACACUCUCUGUUAUAUUACAAAAUUCUACUUUUUACUUUUUCGCAAACAUUGCAUUCAACAAAAUCUAGUCUUGAUAAAUAAUAAUUA
This is a messenger RNA of Prunus mume (Japanese apricot), 1583 nucleotides long. NCBI's taxonomy places the organism in Eukaryota, Viridiplantae, Streptophyta, Magnoliopsida, Rosales, Rosaceae. The record is from RefSeq and is a predicted model, not a curated record.